AAGAUGUUUCCCUUAAUAAUUUUCACAAUUUUCUUUGUUCUCGUAACAUUCAGUAAUACGUUAAUAUCAUUUGAUAUAUAUUUUAUUAAUUGUUACAGAGUUAGAAAAUAUCUUUUUAAGAUAAAUGACACAUAAUAACUACAUAGUAAUUAUUAUGGCAUGGUUAGACAAUUGUUUUUAUUUAUGCGAAAAUCUAAUAGAAAAUUAAUGUUGGAUAUGGAUAUAAUUGAUUAUUUAUUUAUACAUUUCAAAAGGGGAAGUGUAUUAUAUGAUAAAAAUGAGGUAACAAAUUAUGAAAAUUGUUGGAGGUCACCAAAUUUUUGGAGGCAUUUUAUGAGGAAUGCGUUAAAGUAUGUCGAAUGACAAUUGUUGUUAGAUGAACAGUGUUAUUCACAGUCUGUCCAUAAGUAAGUCAAAACGAUUGUCAAUAUUGAAAUUAGUCGACUAUUGUAGUUAUGUAUACGACAUAUAUAAAACCUCAUACGUCUAGAAGACGGCCGAGUUAAUGAACGGAUAUCGGAACAAUGUUUCAGCGUGUAAUUUAUUCAUUGCACAGGCGUCCUCGAUCAUCGUGCUCGUGCAAACGGAAAGUCUCCGCUUGAUGUUCAUAUUCUCUAAACUUUUCCUAGGCAAUGUAUUAGACAUUAUUUUUCAAUCGCUUAACCAAUACGUGAUCUAAUAUAAAUUGUUUAUUUAUGAAAACGUUCUGUAUAAUGAAAUCAAAGUAUCGACAAAAAGUGUAACUCAUCUUAUCUCAAUAUUACGUUACGAAAAAUAAAUUUACUCUUUGAGUACUCAUUGAACGGGAGCCUCAAAUCCCUUAAUUCGACUUCAAUUUGGGAGUAUCCUUAGCAUUAUUUACGGGAAGUUAUGCACACAUGAUUAUUUCUUUCUGGGUUUUGUAAUCUUGGAAAUUUAUGAAAGAAAGAAUAAUAAAUAGAUUUUUUAAACCUUAAUAUCAUUUAAAGUGAAUAAAACUUUACUAAUUUCAUUAAAUCAUAUUUUUUUCUACGGGUAUUCUUUACAAUUGAAGUAGUAUACAAUUAAAAUUUAGCAUAAAGUGCUCAAUUCCCUUGUAACGAGAUAGGUAUACCGAUACCUAUAUAUGUAUGCACAACAACGAGGAAGCCUUUGUAAGUAAAAAUGUGUCUAAGUGUUAAUGAAGUAAGAAAAACGUUAAAAAAAAUCUAAACAUUAAAUAUUGAAUAUUGUUGGACAAUAACAUGGAAAAGUUUUAAAAUUAUGGAGAAAACUGUACAAAAUCGAACUACUGAAAAGUGUUCCUGCUGGAUGGUGCCACCAUGGAGAUUUUCGGAUUUAUCAGACGAGAAAUUAUAUCUGGCCUAUACACAACAACAACGACAAAGGGCUGUUCUCCGAUUGAUCAUUACAGGGGUUUUGUUCCAAGUGUUUGCAUCGCUUGUGCCUGGAGAACGUGAUUUGCAUUUCGCCUAUAAAUCUGUCGCCAUUUCCCUUGUACUGAAUUUAAUUUUGGCAGUAAUCUACGCUCUGUUCCGCAAAGCAAGAACAGCUUUGAAUCAUAUCGCAUGGAUUACUCUAUGGGUUCAACUCCUUGUGAGCACUUCCAGACGUCUUGGAGAUUCGUAUAAUGAAUUGCUGGGUUGGGCUGUCGUACUGCAAUAUUUUACUCUUGCAACAUUACCAUUCCAUUAUAUACUUCUUAUAUUAUACAGUACACUGUCACUCACUGCGUAUUUACUUAUUCAAUACUAUAAUGCUACAACUACUGAAAGCAGACUGGCCGGCGAUUUUUACUUGCAGCAAAUAGCGAACGGAUGCCUCUUACUGGGAGCUACAUUUCUGGGCGGAACUGCAUAUGCAAUAAGCGAAAAACAACAGCGGAGCUCAUUUCAAGAGACAAAACGGAGUUUACGCGAUAAACUUACAAUUGAACAACAAAGCAAAGAACAAGAAAGAUUGUUGCUGUCCGUGCUUCCUGAACAUGUGGCAGUACAAAUGCGUAAAGAUUUGGGACUUAUCGAUACUCAGUUUAAGAAAAUUUACAUGUCCCGCCAUGAAAAUGUUAGUAUAUUAUAUGCAGACAUCGUCGGCUUUACGGCUAUAUCCUCAACCUAUUCAGCGCAAGAUCUAGUAGCGAUAUUAAACGAACUUUUUGCAAGAUUUGACCGACUCGCGGAGAAAUACCAACAACUAAGGAUCAAGAUUCUAGGCGAUUGCUAUUACUGCAUCAGCGGCGCUCCGCUGGAGAGACCUGACCACGCUGUUUUAUGUGUUCACAUGGGACUGUCUAUGGUCAAGGCGAUUAAAUAUGUGCAACAAACAACAAAUUCACCAGUGGAUAUGCGCGUGGGCAUCCAUACGGGUGCCGUGCUAGCGGGAGUGCUCGGACAACGACAGUGGCAGUUUGACGUUUACUCUCGGGAUGUCGAACUUGCCAAUAAAAUGGAAAGCAGCGGGAUGGCUGGUCGCGUUCACGUCUCGGAGGUGACCUUGGGUUUUCUAAACGAUGAGUUCGAGGUGGAGCCGGCCCACGGUGAACGACGAGAAGAGAUGCUGCGACAGGCCGGCAUUAAAACAUACUUCAUAGUACGGGUAUUGAAACCGUAUCAUGGCGAAGAAAAGAGUGCUGCUGGGGAAGCGGGUGAGGGAGAUGGGAGCGACGCGCUCUCCGAUCUGAAAGACGACGAUGAGGACUCUGUUCUAUCACCGCAAGACGAGAGCAAGGACAAUGAGGAUGUCAAAAUACUCGCAAUGUUAGAGGAAGAACUCGUCAAUAGAGAUGACAACAAGGAGCUGGCGGAUGCGACUACUUUAUGCCUGACUUUCAAGACCCAAGCGGCGGAGGCUUGCUAUGCGCGACGGGUUGAUGCCUGCCCCCUGGCUGUGUGCGCCCCUCCGCUACUGUUGCUACCAGCUGUCGUGGCUCUUGCCAGCUUUGCUGUUCCAUCAACAUGGUCUUUACACGCCGUCUAUCUUGCGCUGGUUCUUGAAACAGGACUCGUUAACGUUGCAUACUAUGCUUGUUAUAGAUAUGCUCAUUAUAAGAAAAAAGCAAUAUCGCCCUACUGGAAGCUGACAUGUGGAACGUUUAACAUUGUGAUGUUUGUCGCUGCCAAUAUUGCUCCAUUGAUUAUAUGUGGCAACUUCGAAACGAUGCUAGCAGAAGACGGGCUUAGAGAUGACGCCCCUUCACAUAGCGGCGCCCGACGUUGCAUUCACCCAUCAUAUUAUUAUCACGUGGGUGCGGGUGCGUUAUGUGGUGCGUUGUGGGUUUCUCCAUUGGGUGGAUGUGCACGAGCGGCUUUGUUGGGGUCACUAGCGGCGGCUCAUGCUGUACCCGCAGCCCUACACCCCGCGGUACUAACAUCUCGCCCUACACUCGACCGCGACCCCUUUCGUUUGCCAUACAACGCCACCGACGACUGCGAAGAAGAAUUAUUAAACCUGCUAGCCCAGAUUCACACUGGUAGACACAUCCUGAUGCUGUUGUUCAUAGCGGUGGCACUCAUCAUAUACAACAGAUACAGCGAGUCUCUGGAGCGCGCACGGCACUCGCGCGGGGAGAGAAUGCGCGCGCAGGCGGAGCAAGCGAGUGACUUACGGCGACGGAACCAGGCACUGGUCCACAACGUUCUGCCACCACACGUUGCCAGGCAUUUCAUGGGCGCACGUCAUCAUCACCGCGAUUUAUACAGCCAGAGUUACGCGGAAGUCGGCGUGCUUUUCGCCUCCAUGCCCAAUUUUACAGAGUUUUACUCGGAAGAAACAGUUAACAAUCAAGGCCUAGAAUGUUUACGAUUUCUCAACGAAGUUAUAUCGGACUUUGAUCUCCUGCUGGAAGAUGCCAAAUUCAGUAAGGACAUCAUCAAAAUAAAGACGAUUAGUUCAACGUACAUGGCUGCGUCAGGCCUAAAUCCUACGCGACAAAUGCAGCCUUCUGAUGGUGUGUUGGUUCGUUGGGCUCACCUGGCAUGUUUGGUGGAGUUCGCGUUGGAGCUGCAGCGUGUUCUGGCCGCCAUCAACGAGCAAUCUUUCAACCAUUUCGUACUUCGAAUGGGUGUAAACCACGGGCCGAUCACAGCAGGCGUCAUUGGUGCCAGGAAGCCCCACUACGAUAUAUGGGGGAACACUGUUAACGUAGCUUCAAGGAUGGAAAGCACUGGCAAGGCUGGAUGUAUACAGGUGACCGAAGAGACCUGUCAUAUCCUUGAGGAUUUCGGGUACUACUUCGAACAACGUGGCCUAGUCGCAGUUAAGGGCAAGGGGCAGCUUAUGACGUAUUACCUGCAAGGGAAGAAAGGCGACAUAGAUAAUACCACAAACAAUGGCGAAAAUGGCGAGUUGCUAGCGAACGGGGAACCAACUCCAUCAAUGUUUACUCGUUCAGAGGAAGCGGACGCUGGCCAUCCACUUCUACCGUAAUAAAGAACGUUCUAAAUAAUAUUCCUAGUAAUUAAUGUUCCAAAUCUCUAUUUUUUAAUAUUUUCUAAGUCAACUCUAAAAAAAUAAGUAACCAACAUCCUUAUUUAUAUAGAAAUAACACAUAAUGCCAGUCUUGAACGAGGGCAUUAUUUAUGGAAAAGACUUUAAAACUUAUCACCUAAUUACAGUUAGUUAUAAGCAAUUUCAGCAAUCUUUGGUUGUAAUUAUGACUAUAUAACUUGUUGAUUUUUAGAGUCUUUAAUACUGUUAUCUGUCACUGUAUAUUUCUCUAAUAAUAAAUAGCUAUAUUAAUAAAAAAUAUAUAAAAAUUAAUUCAGAUAACUAUUUAAUGUAAAAUCUAUCGAUUAUAGGAUAUGUAGUUCGUAGGAUAAUUCACAAACUUCUCAGUAGCAGCUAACCGUUUCCUUAUUAAGUAAAUUAUUACGAACAAAACUAGUUAAUUUAUGAUUAAUAUAAAAUCUUGUUUAAAAAAUAAUUCAAAGUUACUUUCAUCCAUCGUUAUCACAUUCACACACAUAAUUUAUGUUGACAGACAUUUGAAACGCCAUUCUCUUAAUAAGUUACCAUAAAAUAAACAAGCGUAAUAGAUGCUUUUACAUUUAAUUGAUGGUUAUGAUUAUCUGCUCCGUAAAUAUAAUAAUUAAUUUAUGGACAAAUUAAUGAUAUAUAAACAUUUAUAUAAGUCUUUUCUUGAGUUUGUUAAGUAUAAUUUUUAUAAACUUGUUUUUUUUUUUCUUAAUAAAUAGUGUGAAGCAAAUAAUUUACGUAAUACAUAUAUUUUAUUUAAGUAAUUAAAAAGUGGAAACACAAAAUCGAUCCUAAAUGAUAAUCUUUUUACGUCAGUGAAGACUUCUUUAUUAAUAUAAAAAAAAAAAAUAAGCAUUUUGGAGGUAUUUUUUAUUUAUCUGUCCAACAUUAACAUAUAUACCGAAACUUGUUUUUGAUCAGGCUCCAAUUUAUUAUAGAUAAUUAUAUUUUUAUUCUAUAAUAAAGUUAAAAAAACAAUGUCACUUAAAAAACAGAUGACCUACAACAUCCUGUUAUGUAAUGUAAAAUUCAUUUAGUGGACGUUUAUGCUGAUCAAGAUACGUUUAAUGUUGUUAAUAGAUUGACAAAAACGAACAUGUCGUUCUUUUUUUUAUAUGAGUAAUUAAUAAAUUAUUGUAAACUGCUAAUCUUUAUAAUUUAAGUAUUUGAACUUCUGUUGAAUAAAAAUUAUAUCAAUCAAAGAUGUACAUAUAUUUUUUUCGUGUCCAAUAUAUAUGCCUAUGAACAGUAGAGAAAAAGUUUAAUCUUAUUUAGAAAGUUUAAUCAUAGUAGGUCAUUAGUAUGUAAUUAUUUUUAUGUAAUGAUUAUAGUAUCUAAUUAUGAGUUGUAUUACCGAAAGGCUUAUUUGUAGUAAUAAUGUUUAGGAUAUAGAGUAGUGUCAAGUAAUUAGUAGAUAAAAUUUUCAACAAUAUCGAUUGUGUUGAUGCACUAAAAGUGUGUCAGACGUUUCUUGUAUAGGUGCUACCUCCGUUAUUUAUUUGUGCAAUAACAUAUUGCGAAAUUUACUGCAUAAGUCGAAUUGGAAAAUUAUGAUGCGGUCAUGCGCACACGCAGCGAGGAUGCGGUUAUAUAAUAGUAAGUUUGAUAAGUCUGUAGUCGGUGUUGCCACAUCUUCAUCUUUGUAUUAAGUAGAAAUAUUGUGAUAUUCGUGUAGGUGUCGUAUAGCUUAAUUUGUAUGUAUCUUUGUCGUUUUUUUUUUUAGAUUUUAAAUUAUUUGGCAUUCAGCAAAAAUUCUAUUAAUAGGCUUCCUAUUGUACGGGAUAAUGCUUUCAAUAGAAUUGCCUAGAAAACAUAGCCUAAAUGUAUUUGUACGUAUGUAGUACCAUAUAUCAUUAUGUGUAGUAUAUGUGUAGGAAAUUUAACGCUUGAUAUUAUAGGUAAUAAUAUUAUACGUGAUAUAUUAGAUAUUUACUCUAUUAGAUUUAAGUUUUAUUAGACAUGUUAUAUUUUUUCUUCUAACGACUUUAUACCUUCCUGUGAUUUGUGACUAUUUAAGAUAUAAUUUUAUACAUGUUUUAGCUCAAACAUUUAAAGGUUGAACCUUAUGUGGCUAUUAUAUUAUUAAAGUGUAACAAAUAAAGCAAUACCUUCAAACAAA
This is a messenger RNA of Danaus plexippus (monarch butterfly), 6571 nucleotides long. It is a transcript of the gene Ac3, whose product is annotated as adenylate cyclase type 8. Gene Ontology annotation, biological process: adenylate cyclase-activating G protein-coupled receptor signaling pathway; cAMP biosynthetic process; intracellular signal transduction. Gene Ontology annotation, molecular function: adenylate cyclase activity. The transcript has 20 exons. The record is from RefSeq and is a predicted model, not a curated record. Bases 1243 to 4404 code for a protein of 1053 amino acids. NCBI's taxonomy places the organism in Eukaryota, Metazoa, Arthropoda, Insecta, Lepidoptera, Nymphalidae.